Perognathus longimembris pacificus (Pacific pocket mouse) is the source of this 6201-nucleotide messenger RNA. It is a transcript of the gene Nes, whose product is annotated as nestin. The coding region runs from base 131 to 5845 and encodes 1904 amino acids. Gene Ontology annotation, cellular component: intermediate filament. The transcript is spliced from 6 exons. Gene Ontology annotation, molecular function: intermediate filament binding; CCR5 chemokine receptor binding. Gene Ontology annotation, biological process: positive regulation of intermediate filament depolymerization. The record is from RefSeq and is a predicted model, not a curated record. Lineage: Eukaryota; Metazoa; Chordata; Mammalia; Rodentia; Heteromyidae.
CGGCUCUCACUCGCUGAGCUGCUCCCGCCCCCUCCGUGCCAUUGUCCCCCGCAGGUCCCCAGAAGUUCCGCGAGCCGCUCCCGCGUCCCGGUGCGCGCGUGUUCCACGCUCGGUGCGGGGCAGGAACAGGAUGGAGGGCUGCCUGGGGGAGGAAUCGUUCCAGAUGUGGGAGCUCAAUCGACGCCUGGAGGCCUACCUGGGCCGGGUGAAGGCGCUGGAGGAGCAGAACGAGCUGCUGGGCGCGGAGCUCGCGGCUCUGCGCGCCCAGUCCGCCGAGGCGUCCUGGCGAGCCCGUGCCGACGACGAGCUGGCCGCGCUGCGGGGCCUGGUGGACCAGCGCUGGCGGGAGAAGCACGCGGCGGAGGUGGAGCGCGACAACCUGGCCGAGGAGCUGGAGGGCGUGGCGGGCCGGUGCCAGCAGGUGCGGCUGGCCCGGGAGCGGGUCGCCGAGGAGGCCGCCCGCCACCGACGUGCGCUGGAGACGGAGCAGUGCGCCCAGGGCUGGCUGGGCAGCCAGGCUGCGGAGCUGGAGCGCGAGCUGGAGGAUCUGCGCGCCGCGCACGAGGAGGAGCGCGCCAGCCUCAACGCCCAGGCCGCCUGUGCCCCCCGCGGCCCCGCGCCGCCCCGCGGGCCCCCGGCCCGCGCCCCCGAGGUGGAGGAGCUGGCCAGGCGGCUGGGGGAGGCGUGGCGCGGGGCUGUGCGCGGCUACCAGGAGCGCGUGGCGCACAUGGAGACGUCGCUGGGCCAGGCCCGCGAGCGGCUGGGCCACGCCGUGCAGGGCGCCCGGGAGGGUCGCCUGGAGCUACAGCAGCUCCGGGCGGAGCGCGGCGGCCUCCAGGAGCGCAGGGCGGCGUUGGAACAGAGGUUGGAGGGUCGUUGGCAGGAGCGGCUGCAGGCCACUGAAAAGUUCCAGCUGGCGGUGGAGGCUCUGGAGCAGGAGAAGCAGGGCCUGCAGAGCCAGAUUGCUCAGGUGUUGGAAGGUCGGCAGCAGCUGGCACACCUUAAGAUGUCACUCAGCCUAGAGGUGGCUACAUACAGGACUCUGCUGGAGGCGGAGAACGAAAGGCUGCAGGCACCAGGCAGUGGUUCCAAGACUUCCCUUGGCUUCCAGGACCCCAAGCUGGAGCUGCGUUUCCCUGGGACCCCUGAGGGCCGGCGUCUGGGACCUUUGCUCCCUGUCCUCAGCCCAACUCCUCUCCCCUCACCCUUGCCCAAUACCCUUGAGACACCUGUGCCAGCCUUUCUGAAGAGCCAGGAAUUCCUUCAGACCCAUACUCCUACUCCCACUCUAGCCAGCACCCCCAUCCCAACCACACCUAAAGCUCCCUGUCCUGCUACCUGUACAGAGAUCAGAGCCCAGGAUGCCCCCCUCUCCCUGCUCCAGCCACAGGAUGGGAGGCAACAGGCUCCAGAGUCCCUGUGGGCUGAAGCCAAGGCAGCGUUCCCUGGCAGCAUCCUCCCAGGACCAGAGGAGCCUGGAGGCCAGCAGCAAGAGGCCAGUGCAGGCCAGUCCCUUGAGGAUCAGGCCUCCUCAGUCCCACUCCUCAGUUCUGAGUGCCCCAAAUUAGAGGUUAACGAUGGAGAACCCAGUGGGACUAAAGUAUCUAGUAUAUUCCAAGAAGGUAAAGGGCAAGUCUGGGGGCUGGUAGAGAAAGGAGUAGACAUAGAGUUCAAAGCAGUGAGUAGUUUACAGCCGGAAACACAGCAAGAGGAAGGAGUCUUGGAUAUGAAGGAAAUUCAGGACUCCCACAGUCUCUUUGAAAAAGAAACUGUGAAGGUUCUCCAAGAGAAGAUUCAAGAGGCAGCAAUGUCUGUGGAAAACCAGAGCCACAAGACACUAGAGGAAGGGAAUCCUGGGUAUCUAAGGUCUUUAGAAGAAGAGAACUUAGAAACAAUUAAAAGUACAGAAAAAGAAAAUCAGGAGUUACUAAAGUCUUUAGAAGGAAAGGCUAUGGAGGCAGAGAGACCUCUAGAUAAGGAGGUUCCUGAACUACCUAAGUUUGUAGGAAAAGAGGACACACAAACAUUGCAGUCCUUAGGAAAGGAGAACCAAGAACUAAUGAUGUCUCCUAAAGACAGCAUAGAGACAGUUUUAUCUCUAGGAAAGGAAAACCAGGAAUUAGUAAGAUCUCUAGAAGAGGAGAACUUAGAGUUAUUGAGAGCUCUUGAAAAAGAGAGCCAGCAAUCACUGAGACCUCAAGAAACAGAGGGCCAGGAGACAUGGAGAUCUAUAGCAAAAGAGAAUCAGGAGUGCCUGACACCUCUUGAAGAUGAGAAUCAGGAGAUCUUUAGACCUCUGGAGGAAGAGAAUCAGGAGCCACUGAAGUCACAAGAAGAGGAGGACCAGGAGAUUGUGAGACCUCCAGAAAAAGAGAAUCAAGAGCCAUCGAGGUCACUAGAAGAGGACCAGAGACCUCUAGAACAAGAAAAUCAAGAGCCAUUGAGGUCUGUAGAAGAGGACCAGAGACCUCUAGAAAAAGAAGAACAAGAGCCAUUGAGGUCUGUAGAAGAGGACCAGAGACCUCUAGAACAAGAAAAUCAAGAGCUAUUGAGGUCUGUAGAAGAAGAGGACCAGAGACCUCUAGAAAAAGAAAAUCAAGAGCCAUUGAGGUCUGUAGAAGAAGAGGACCAGAGACCUCUAGAAAAAGAAAAUCAAGAGCCAUUGAGGUCUGUAGAAGAAGAGGACCAGAGACCUCUAGAAAAAGAAAAUCAAGAGCCAUUGAGGUCUGUAGAAGAAGAGGACCAGAGACCUCUAGAAAAAGAAAAUCAAGAGCCAUUGAGGUCUGUAGAAGAAGAGGACCAGAGACCUCUAGAAAAAGAAAAUCAAGAGCCAUUGAGGUCUGUAGAAGAAGAGGACCAAAGGUCUGUCAGCCCUUUAGAAAAGGAGAACCUGGAGGCUCUGAGCUCUCCAGAAGAAGACCAGAUAAUUGUGAGCUCUCUAGAAAAAGAGAACCAGGAGUCAUCAGAGUCUCUAGAAGAGGACCAGAGGAUUGUGAGCUCUUUAGAAAUAGAGAAUCUGGAGCCACUGAAACCUUCAGAAGAAGAGGACCAGGAGAAGAGGAGUUCUCUUGAACAAGAGAAUCAGGAGCCUCUAGAAGAAGAAGUGGACCAGGAGAUGAGGAGUUCUCUUGAACAAGAGAACCAGGAGCCUCUAGAUGAAGAAGAAGAGGACCAGGAGAUGAGGAGUUCUCUUGAACAAGAGAACCAGGAGCCUGAAGAAGAAGAAGAGCAAGAAAUAUUAAGAUCUCUAAAACAAGAUAUUCAACAUCCAUUGAGUGCUCUAGGAGAAGACCAGAUGACAUUUAGACCACCAGAAAAGGCAAAUCCAGAGCCACUGAAAUCUUUUGGGAAAGAACAGGAGAUAGAUUGGUCUUUUGAAAAAGAGAAUGAAGAGUUAUUCAAGUCGCUGAAGGAAGAGAGUGUAGAAGUUGUGAGAUCUUUUGAAACAGAGAACCUAGAACCACUGAAGUCUGCCAGAGACGAGGACCUGGAAAUAUUAAAAUCUCUAGAAACCCAAGAGCCCCUGGGGGAUCUAGAAGAAAUUAAUAAGGAGACAACGAAAGCUCUAGAAAAGGACAUUCAAGAUCCCCUGGGGUCUGUGGAUGAAAACCAAGAGACACUGAGACCCUCAGAAAAGGAGAAUCAGAAACCAAUGAGCUCUCUGGAGGAGCAGAACCUAGAGACUCUGACAUCUCCAGAAGAGGCAGAGGAAGAAAGCCAAAUGGAUCUGGGAGAGGAAGAGAGUCUGGAGAUGGGUGAGAAGCAACAGUCACUCAGGUCUCUGGAAGAGGUGCAACAGGAGCUGCCUCAGUCUCCAAAUCAGCCCAGGUGGGAGGAUAUGGAGAUGGAGGACCAAACCCUUGCUCAGGCACUCCCGGCUGAGAAGGCUGGAAUGGGACAUGAAGAUGAGGUAGAACUGGACCUGAGGGAACAGGAUAGGAAAGUGGAGGCUGCACCACAGGGACAGCCACAGCUAAACAUCAUGGGGGAGAGCUGGGCUUCUGUGAGUUCAGAGCCCAAAGAGCAGAGGGUCCCAGCAGAAGGAGCUAAUGGGAUGGGAGGCAGUGAGGGCCUCCAAGACGGUGAAGGUCAACCACAGCAUGUGGGGAUUUCCCAGGGAAAACCAGAAGUAAUAGAGCUUCGAGUGGAAGCUGAUGUACCCAUAGAGAGUAACCAGGUCUCUCUAGAGGUGACCUUGGAAUCAGAGACAGUCCAGGGUGAGGCUGUGGGAGGAGCUGAGGUGGGACUGGAGCAGGAGGUCCCUGAGGUUGGGCUGGAGGACCCAGAGCACUUGCCUAGAGAGGAGGUGAGGCAGCCACUUAUGGGAGAGGAAAGUUUGGAGACACAGAGUGCUCAGGGCCUAGAAGAGCCCAGAAAGGACCUAGAGAGGGCAGAUGAUCUGGAGGUAGCAGCCACUGAACUGCCUAGGACAAGCGGAGACCCCCUGGAGCUUCCCAGGGGCUGGGAGGAGCCAGUGCCUGCAGGCCCUUGGGGAGCAGAUGCUCCUCCCCUCAGGUCCCCAGGGACAGAGGCAGAUGAGGGUACACAGCCAGGGCUGGUUCUCCCCAGUCCCGGGCCUUCUGAAUACUGGCCACCCAGUCCAAUCCCAGAAGAUGCUCCAGAGCCCCAGCUCCAGACUGAGAGGGGCCAAGAGGCUACUUGGGGGGAAGAAGGCAGGGCUGAAGCUCUGGGAAAAGAGGAGGGGACCCCAGAGGAGUUUGGUCUUAGGGACGUCCCUAAAGAGGGUCUCCAAGAAGAGGAGGAGGAGGAAGAGAGCAGAGAAGAGAGCGAGGCUGAUGAGCUGGGGGAAACCCUUCCAGACUCCACACCUCUGGGUCUCUACCUCAGCUCCCCAGCCUCCCCUCGCUGGGGCUUGGCUGGAGAGCAGAGGCCCGGCCCUCAGGGGGAGGCUGGGGAGGAAAGCUGGGACUCAGAUGUCCUAGCCUCCAAGGGCUUGGCAGCUCCGCUCUCAGAAGAGGAGGAGGGUGGGGAGGACCCAGAGGAGGAAGAGGAGCCAGGCCCUGACUCUGACCUGUCAGAGGAAUUUGAGGACCUAAGGACUGAGGCUUCUCAUCUUCCAGGGAUCCUCAGGGAGGUGGCAGACUCUCUGAGCCAGGUACCCCAACUUCUGGAGCCUGCAGGCUGGGAUCAGGAUGGGGAGUCUGAUGGGUUUGCGGAUGAAGAAGAAAGUGGGGAGGAAGGAGAGGAAGAAGAAGAGGAGAGGACAGAGCCAGGGUCCGAGGGAGAGGAAGAAGAAAAGGAGAGGACAAAGCCAGGCUCCAGACCGUGGGAGCAAGGCUCCUCUGUCAGCAGCCUCCAGGCUCUGGGUAGUUCUCAAGGAGGGGACCUCCUGGAGCCUGAGGCAGUGGAUGUCAGUGUCCCCUGGGAUGGUGGCUUGAGGGGCACUGUGGCUGAUGCUCCUGUGACUGCCCCAGAGAUGGAGUCCCAGGACAGUGCUGAGUCUUCUGCUUCCGAGGAGGAGGCUGAUUCUGUUCCCUUGGAAAGGAAGGAUCAAGUCUCUGGUCCUUUGGAGAUGUCCAGAGAGGUGGAGGACAUGGGCUCCGGGCAAGAGGACAUCUUUGGUGUUAAUGGUCAGGGACCCAGCUUCGAGGAGUCAGAACACGUGAAUGGAAUGGUGAUGAAUGGACUGGAGCGGUCCAAGGAAGUGGGACCCGGGACUCAGGGGACCCUGGAUGGGGACCAAGAGCUCCCCUUACAGGAAGAGGAGGGGGAAGUUCAGAAGUCACCAUGGGUAGGGACUCCAGUACACCUGGCCCCAGGCAGGUACCUGAGAUUUGCUCCAAGGGAAGUAGAGGGAGAUUCCUGGUCUUCAGGAGAAGACUAGGGAAAGCUGCUCAGUCAGACAGGACAUGGUGGGGCCCACCCCCACAGCCCUGCCUGCUCAAGGGCAGCACUCCUAACUGAGGAUGUUUCACACCAGCCAUGUCCACAGUUAGAGGCUCAGGCCUUGCCAGGGAGACAUACUGCUCACACCAUCCCAAAGGCUUAAGUCAGAUGAACCCCUGUAGUACUAGAUCCCCUUUCCUCUGUAUCCCAUCAGCUGGAAAAGGCUCCAAAGGGAGGCACUGCAGCCCUGGGUGGGAGGGGAGCCCCCCCCAGCUCUGCCCCUGCAGGGGUGUGACCUGGUCAAGUGUGCCUGUGACCUGGCUGGCCCCUCCCUGCUUUAAUAAAGUUGGGCCU